AUGACCGUCAUUACACCGUCCACCAAUUUGAACCUCUGCCUCAUAUACGAUCGCACUCUGGACGGCCAAACGCAGGCGAUGCUACAGUCCCACACGGAAUCAUCCGCCGACUCUAUGGACCUCCGCAAUUUCGAAGACGUGCUAGGGACCGCCCGUUGCGGCCGGAGACUUCAGACGAACAAUCUGUUGCUGGCCGUCAACAAGCAGCUCUUGAGAAUCGAAGGCGCAAACAGGAUCUCAGGCUUUCAACAGAUCACACCAGAGACAUUCCGGAUAUUCCCUCAACGCCUCGACCGUCUCGUCCCCUGGAUCCGACGAGAACUUCAAGCCAUCACCACCCUCUCUUCCGCUCCUCCAGAAGCACCAGGAAGUGCAAGUGCCUCUCGCUCAACCGACAGCCCUUAUGAAGAAACUGACUCAGGGUUGGAGAUCAUCCGAGAAUACGUCAUUGCAGUCUGUAAACGAUACGACCUCCAGACAGACCAAGGACAGGAUCUGAUCCGAGAUUUCUUGCUUGAUCAUACGGAGCACUUUGUGCAUGAGUUGAUGGGCUUUGCAAGGUCCCCAUUUUCGAUGGAGGCUUAUGAUCGCGCUGCUCAGUACAACUCGCCAUCAACGUCUUCCUCAACAGCAGCGGCGAUGGGGACCGGUGGCGGCGGCGAUAUCCAGAGGAUAAUUAAUGAUGAGGGUUCAAUUGAUCAGGAGCGUCGGGAGAGGACGAGGAGGCGGGGCCAUGGGUCGCCUCAUGACUCUGGACGUACUCGAAGUGGAAGGAAUAAUUCGCUUGAAGCAGGCGACAGUUCGACACGCGACACCCCCAACAAGACUGUCGGUUAA
Messenger RNA from Linnemannia hyalina, 837 nucleotides. Lineage: Eukaryota; Fungi; Mortierellomycota; Mortierellomycetes; Mortierellales; Mortierellaceae. The record is from the annotation of a GenBank genome assembly.